Messenger RNA from Lytechinus pictus (painted urchin), 533 nucleotides. RefSeq names its product small ribosomal subunit protein mS33-like. Gene Ontology annotation, cellular component: mitochondrion. Bases 119 to 433 code for a protein of 104 amino acids. NCBI's taxonomy places the organism in Eukaryota, Metazoa, Echinodermata, Echinoidea, Temnopleuroida, Toxopneustidae. The record is from RefSeq and is a predicted model, not a curated record. The transcript is spliced from 3 exons.
GCAGGCUCCACCCCACUUCACUACCGCAACACUACGCUCCUCCUACCCGAACUUCAGGUACAAAACUAGCUCGGAUACUCCGGGUGGCAAAGCAUUGUUGGAACUGCAAUAGGCAGAGAUGUCUUCAAAUUAUGCCAGGCGUAUGGCACGCCUGAGUGCACGUAUCUUUGGUGAUGUCUACAAACCAACAUCAUCUCAGUCAAUGAAGGUAGUACAAAUGAUGAGAGAACAACCAAGAGAAAUGAGGAAAAAUAUUGUCGAUUACUAUCCACCACAUAUGGAGGCGUUUAAGUUGAUGAACUACCUCAGAUAUAUUGGACUAUACAGAGAUGAGCAUGCAGACUUCAGAGAUGAAAUGAAGCGGGUUCAGGCAAUGAAAGGAAAAGCUCCACCAAAGAAAGGAGAAGGAAAGAGGGCUAUGAAAAGGAAAUGAUGUAAUUUUUCUAAUGAUGAUAAGACUGAAUAAACUCCAAAGAUGGAUGGAUAAUUCUUCGAGAGAGAGAGAAGGGAGCUAUGUAACAUAAAUCAGUGUA